AGAAAAUGGCGACAGUUCCAGGACAGCUGAUCUGGGAGGUAGUGAAGAAGAGCAAUUGCUUUUUGGUGAAGCAGUUCGGAAGAGGAAAUACUGGAGUUCGGUUCAGCAAAGAGCCUAACAAUCUCAACUCCUACAAACACUCUGGGUUGGCAAACAAGAAAACAAUCACCAUUCAGCCAGGGGACAGAGAUCAGUCUGUGCUGCUAGCAACCACCAAAACUAAGAAGCAGAACAAGCCGUCGGCCUUGCUUCACAAAUCUGUCAUGAAAAAGGAGUUCCCCAGGAUGGUGAAGGCAGUAAAAGACCAGGUAUAUUGGAAGAGCCUUUUGAAAGAUAUCCAUUUAUUCUUUUUCUAGGUUUGCCUAUUGAUAUUUUGCUAUUUUUCAU
This is a messenger RNA of Hibiscus syriacus, 387 nucleotides long. RefSeq names its product 60S ribosomal protein L28-1-like. The coding region runs from base 6 to 356 and encodes 116 amino acids. Lineage: Eukaryota; Viridiplantae; Streptophyta; Magnoliopsida; Malvales; Malvaceae. The transcript is spliced from 2 exons. Gene Ontology annotation, cellular component: cytosolic large ribosomal subunit; ribosome. The record is from RefSeq and is a predicted model, not a curated record. Gene Ontology annotation, molecular function: structural constituent of ribosome. Gene Ontology annotation, biological process: translation.